This is a messenger RNA of Photinus pyralis (common eastern firefly), 1687 nucleotides long. RefSeq names its product alpha-tocopherol transfer protein-like. Gene Ontology annotation, molecular function: phosphatidylinositol bisphosphate binding. The record is from RefSeq and is a predicted model, not a curated record. Lineage: Eukaryota; Metazoa; Arthropoda; Insecta; Coleoptera; Lampyridae. The transcript is spliced from 7 exons. The coding region runs from base 580 to 1542 and encodes 320 amino acids. Gene Ontology annotation, cellular component: membrane.
ACGAUCCGACUCCUGUUUUUAUAUAAUGUAAAAAUUCCAAAUAUCGACGAGUCGAAGUUUUCUCCAAAUUACAGUAUAUUUUCUCGUUUGAAAGGUAGAAGCAUUUCGGAAAAUUGAAUGUAGGAACGUCUUAUGCAAUACAAUUGGACCUUCUGCAUUGCCUGGUAAAUUGGACUACUCGUUGAAAGUGAAUUUUUAAUGACUGUUGACGAUUUGAAUCAGGAACAAACUGGGUUUCAGGUUUUUCGAAAUUCAGUAGCAGACAUUUCUGUUUAUGGAAAUGUCAAUUUUCCCCUUGGUAUAGGGUUUUAACAGAUAAAAAAGUACUAAUUUAAACCAUUUAAAAAUGGGUUGACACACGUCAAAAUUUGCUUAUUCAUAUAGUUUGCAAUGCCGUGUAUUUCUUAUCAUAAACUUUCUAUCGACGAUUUUAUUUGGUCUAAACGAGGGUCUCGCAUUAGAUAUUGUGUCAUUUGAUCCCAAUACGCCAGUGACAAUAUCCUUCACACACAAUUACCUUUAUCUCGCAUCAAACAAGGUACACGGAAGUUCCAUUACCAUAAAUAACUUGUAAAUUUUAUGGGUGCGAAACUCGCAUUCUUCUUUACCAUGUCGAAGAUCGUCGUAUUGGAAGUGGUAGAAGGCUGGCGACCGAAAGUUCUAGAACUAUACGGUCGAACCGAGGAAGCCGCUAGGAUCGAUGUUGAAAAGGUUAAGGAAUGGUUUCGGAAACAACCCCAUCUACCGGAGCUACCAGUGGACGAGUUAAUCGAACGGUUCUUGAUCACGAACAAAUUUCACGUCGAGGCGGUCAAGUCGAAAUUGGACGUCUACUUUUCGGUACGUACGUUGCUUCCCGAAUUUUACGGCCAUGGCCCUUGCGGCGAACGAGUGAGAUCCGUUACACAAACGGUUUAUUUGGUUCCUCUUCCAAAGCCAACGGCGGCGUUUAGUAGAAUAAUCUGCUUCAAGCUGAAGGAUGCGAAUGUCGAAAAAUUUGACGUGAUCGAUACGUUGGGUUACUUGAUGAAUAUUAUUGAAGUCAGACUGCGCGAGGAUUUCUGCCUGAGUGAUAUCUACAUUUACGAUCUUCAGGGUACUACAAUUGGCCACGUACUGAAGAUUUCACCCACGAUUUUAAAAAAGAUGAACUACUUAAUGGAGAAGCUGUACAAGAUUAGCAUAGAAGGUAUACACAUCAUCAACGCGCCCACCUUCAUCGAGUCUGCUGUGGCAAUGUUCUCGAAGUAUUUCAAGGAGAAAAUAAUGAGCCGGGUUCAGACACAUCAGAACCUGGAAUCGCUCCACGAGGCUGUACCCAAGUGCUAUCUUCCGUCAGAUCUUGGAGGAACGCAGAAAUCAUUAUUAGAGUACCAAGAAAUUUGGAAAAUGAAACUUAUACAAUUGAAACCACUUCUUGAACAUUUACAAGCAUUAAGGGUCAACGAAGAGCUUCGUCCGGUGAAAUUGCCUGAAAAUGAAUUUUUGGGCAUAAAUGUCACUACGCUGUACAGCACGAGUAUUACUCAUAGAAGCAAUUAGGAAAGUCUUAUAGAUAACGUCAGGACCUUCAGUGUCAAAAGGAUAGCACAUUGCGAAAGAUGAGGCUUUAUAAUUAUUGGUUCCUUACUGGUGAAGAGCUACACUUGAAUCCUGUAUAAAUGCAAUUUUCUUUGACACACAUUUG